CAUGUGGACAGUUUCAGUAGCAAAUCCCUUGCCAAAGGACUUAAUGAUUAAAAAUAUGUGCUUUUUUCCUUUUAAAGUUCUUUAAACAGCAUAGAGAAGUGAUGUUGAAUUCUGAUGGUAGUAAACCUUCCUAUGGGUUUUACAAGACGCCAGUUCGCCGAUCCUCUAACAUGUUGAAUCAAGGAGAUCAUACAAGCACAGUACUGAUUGACCAUUCUCAUAGGGAACAUAGGAAUAGAAAGGAAGAUGAAUCAAAGGACAAUAUUUCUAUUCUUUGCUUUGAUUUAACACAUGUAUCCCCAGCUGUGCAAUUUUUCAUUUUGACUUUUGGAAUCUUUUUCUUUUAUCUGUUGUAUGGUUAUGUCCAGGAGUUGAUAUUCAGACUUGAAGGCUUUCGUCCCUAUGGUUGGUACCUAACAUUAGUACAGUUUGGAUGCUACUCACUGUUUGGUUUAGUUGAAUUGUACAUGAAAGCUGACAGACAACGGAGGAUUCCCCUUCCAACAUAUGGUUUCUUGGCCUUCUUAACAGUAGCCACCAUGGGCUUGUCAAAUUCCUCUUUAGGAUACCUUAACUAUCCGACCCAAGUUAUAUUUAAAUGCUGCAAACUAAUACCAGUUUUAAUAGGAGGCAUUAUAAUUCAAGGCAAAAAAUAUGGUGUGAUAGAUGUUAGUGCAUGCCUCAGUAUGAGCAUUGGGUUAAUCCUUUUUACUCUGGCAGACAGCACAGUUUCUCCUAAUUUUAAUUCUUAUGGUAUUUUAUUGAUCUCACUUGCUCUUUGUGCUGACGCUGUGAUAGGAAAUGUGCAAGAAAAAACUAUGAAAGAAUUCAAGAGCACCAAUUCAGAAAUGGUAUUAUACUCAUACUCUAUUGGGUUUGUGUACAUCCUAUUUGGACUUGUUAUCAGUGGACAGCUUUUUCCUGCAUUUAAUUUUUGUUUACAAUAUCCAGUCGAAACGUAUGGUUAUGGUGCAGUCUUCUCCCUGACUGGCUAUCUGGGAGUGAACAUAGUACUGACCAUGGUCAAGACAUUUGGGGCUCUCAUAGCUGUGACAGUGACCACAUGUAGAAAAGCCUUGACCAUAGUGCUUUCUUUCAUUUUCUUUGCCAAGCCAUUCACUUUCCAAUAUUUGUGGGCAGGUCUGAUUGUUUUACUGGGGAUUUACCUGAACAUAUACAGCAAGAACAAAACCAAGUGGGAUCCAGUCAUCAGAGAAUAUCUUACAAGACUGAACCCAUGCAGAAAACGUGAUAUUCAGCUGAACAAUAUGGAAAAUAUUGUUUAAUUUACCAUUGAGGCCACAAUAAGAACUAGUCACAAUUGUACUUUGACUAAAAUUUUGCUUAACAUCAAAAGGUAGCUUGGGGGAUUGUGUCUCUUGGAAUAUUUUUGGAUUUGUUUUAUGUUAUAGUCUGUAUACAUUGCAAGCUUUACUCUUUACAAAGAUUCUGAAGUCACUAAUUUAUUUUGCAUAAAAAAAAGAUAAGGUGCUGUGCAUUGGAAAUUGGUGCAAAAAUUAUGAAACAAAAAGUAGCUUAGUAUUUGGUAGUGGGUUUCUAGUUCUAGCACACCAUUAUUUAAUUUAAACUCAUUUUUAAAGAUAUUUUUAUGGACAAACACUGUGUGUCUGGACAUACAUCACCUUCAUCUGUCAUUCCCAUUGCAUUUAGCACUCGGAAAUGUCAUUUAAAAAAUGAGUUACUCAAUAUUCUCGUACUUACAAGAAUGACUCAUACAACUAAAUAUACGAUUCCAGUUUGAAAACAAGCCUGAUUGGGUUAUUUUUCUUUAAGUUAUGAUGUUUGUUUGUUUGUUUUUCUAUAUUUUUUCAUUUUUCAUGAAUGGCAUCUUGGUAUGACUGAAUUAGCAUGGAUUUGGUGCUCGGUCAUUGUUACAUUUUCCGAAUGUCUGCAGUAACAUAAGUACAUGAUUAAAAAUUGAUGGUGAUUAAACUGUAAAGCAUUCUGUAAUAUUGCAUCAAAAAUGACAAAAAACGUGCACUGCCAUCGUUUAAUUGUUUGUUCGCCUUUUUUAGAAUGUUUUCGUGCAGCUCCUCUCACUUUUGUCAUUUUUGUCUGUCCAUUUGUCAGCUUUGCUGCCUUGUUUUAUUUGCUCUAAUCCAGUGGAUGUUUACAUACAUUAAUUUUGUUUUAUUUGGUGUAGAAUCCAAUAUUUGAGUAGGGUUUUAUUAUGGUUACUGAAACGGUUUUUGAGACAUGCACAGGCAUUUACGUCAGACUGAAAAAAGAAAAAUCAAUCCCAUGAGCGAUUCUCAGCUUCGUCAUUUAUACCUAAUGUGGUUGUUUUUAUUAUAGAAAAUGAGGGUUUUCAUAAAUUGUGAUAAAGUAUAUUUAUUUAUUAUGGUUAUUUACACUGUAUUUAUGAGCAUCAUAACGGCUCUUUGAAGCUUUGGUGUCAUUAAAGGGAAAUAAAUAUGGUGGUGAUUGA
Messenger RNA from Lingula anatina, 2449 nucleotides. RefSeq names its product adenosine 3'-phospho 5'-phosphosulfate transporter 2. The record is from RefSeq and is a predicted model, not a curated record. Gene Ontology annotation, molecular function: 3'-phosphoadenosine 5'-phosphosulfate transmembrane transporter activity. Gene Ontology annotation, biological process: 3'-phosphoadenosine 5'-phosphosulfate transport; transmembrane transport. Lineage: Eukaryota; Metazoa; Brachiopoda; Lingulata; Lingulida; Lingulidae. Gene Ontology annotation, cellular component: Golgi membrane; endoplasmic reticulum membrane.